AUGGAGCCAAGGAGCAAUGUAACUUACUUUGUCUUCCUGGGCCUCAUACAGAAUCCAAAGGAACAGAAAGUCCUUUUUGUUAUGUUCUUGCUGGUCUACAUUUUGACUGUGAUGGGUAACUUGCUCAUUGUUGUGACAAUAACUUUCAGUAGGACCUUGAAUUCACCUAUGUAUUUUUUUCUUGCUAGCUUGUCAUUUAUAGAUUUAAUUUACUCUUCUUCCAUUUCCCCCAGAUUGAUUUCAGACUUGUUCUUUGGGGUAAAUACAACAUCCUUCCAAUUUUGUAUGACACAGCUCUUUACUGAGCACCUUUUUGGAGGAUCAGAGGUUGCCCUUCUGCUGGUGAUGGCCUAUGACCGAUAUGUGGCCAUCUGUAAGCCCUUGCAUUACUUGGUCAUCAUGAGGCAGAGGGUGUGUGUUGUACUUCUGGUGGUGUCCUGUGUUGGAGGUUGUCUACACUCAGUAAUUCAACUUAGCAGUGUUUAUGGGCUCCCAUUCUGUGGCCCCAAUGUCAUUGAUCACUACAUGUGUGACAUGUACCCCUUAUUGGAACUUGUCUGUAAUGACACCCAUGCCAUUGGCAUCUUGGUGGUGGCCAAUGGAGGACUGAGCUCUGCUGUGGUUUUUCUGCUCUUACUCGUCUCCUAUGGAGUCAUCCUGCACUCUCUGAAGAACCUGAGUCAGGAAGGGAGGCGGAAAGCUUUCCACACCUGUGGUUCCCACAUCACUGUGGUUUUCUGCUUCUUUGUCCCCUGUAUUUUCAUGUAUUCAAGACCUGCUAAGACCUUCCCCUUUGACAAAUCAUUGAGCGUGUUUUACACAGUCAUAACCCCCAUGCUGAACCCAUUAAUCUACAGUCUAAGAAAUUCUGAGAUGACUAAUGCUAUGAGGAAACUCUGGAGAAACACAGUGAGAUCAAGUAUUAACUAA
Molecule: messenger RNA, 930 nt
Organism: Cervus elaphus (red deer)
Lineage: Eukaryota; Metazoa; Chordata; Mammalia; Artiodactyla; Cervidae
Product: olfactory receptor 4A47-like
Exons: 1
Coding region: 1-930 (309 amino acids)
Biological process (GO): G protein-coupled receptor signaling pathway
Cellular component (GO): membrane
Molecular function (GO): G protein-coupled receptor activity; olfactory receptor activity
Source: RefSeq, a predicted model, not a curated record